Molecule: messenger RNA, 1356 nt
Organism: Colletotrichum graminicola M1.001
Lineage: Eukaryota; Fungi; Ascomycota; Sordariomycetes; Glomerellales; Glomerellaceae
Product: guanine deaminase
Exons: 1
Coding region: 1-1356 (451 amino acids)
Biological process (GO): guanine catabolic process
Cellular component (GO): cytosol
Molecular function (GO): zinc ion binding; guanine deaminase activity
Source: RefSeq, a predicted model, not a curated record
AUGGUUCAAGCCCUAGCUUUCCACGGCGCUCUCGUCCACUCUCUUGGCCCCAACCAAGUAGAGAUUCUUGAAAACGCAGGUCUCGUCAUUGGAGAAGAUGGACUGAUCUCUGAGUUUUAUCACGAAAUCUCCGCCGAGGAGCUAUCCAAGGCGCUUCCGAAUAACGUACGUGUCCAAAAGCUUGAAAAGGGCCAAUUCUUAUCGCCUGGAUUCAUCGACACUCAUAACCAUGCCCCUCAAUGGGCCAUGCGCUCCCUUGGCCAGGGUCUUCACAUCCUCGACUGGCUCGAGCAAGUCACAUUCCCUCACGAGGCCCGAUUCUCAGACCCGGUUUAUGCUCGGAAGGUUUAUGAAAGCUGUGUCAAAGGGUUCCUCAAGCAGGGCAUCACCACCGCCUCCUACUACGGGUCGAAGCAUGCCAAAGCGACGCAGAUCCUGGCAGAUAUAUGCAAAGAUUUACACCAACGGGCUUUCGUAGGGAAAUGUAACAUGGACCGCAACGCGCCGAGCUACCUUCAUGACGAAUCUGCCGAAUCAUCCUUGAGGGAAACGGCCGAGUGUGUGGAGCAUAUCCGGCAGAUUGACCCGGCUGGGCAGCUAGUUCGACCUGUUCUGACUCCACGCUUUGCCAUCUGUUGCACACCAGACUUGCUGGCGGGAUUGGGGAAAAUGGCAACUGAAGACCCAUCCUUGGCAAUCCAGACUCAUUUCAAUGAAGCUGAGCAGGAGAUCAAGGCGACGAGGGAGUUGUUCCCCGAGUUCUCGAGUGAAGCCGACCUCUAUCACCACUACGGUCUCCUCAACCAGCGAUCAAUUCUCGCGCAUUGCACAUUCAUGACCGAUUAUGAAAUGGACAAGAUUCUAGAGUACGGAUGCGGCGUUGCGCACUGCCCAAUCUCAAAUAUGACGGUUGGCGGUGGCUUCAUGGCUGCGUCGAUACGCCAGUUCUUGAACAGAGGCAUCAAGGUUGGCUUGGGCACAGACAGCGGGGGUGGCUUCUCUUCGAGCAUGCUUGACACCAUUCGUCAGGCAACCAUAGCCUCCAACGCCCGGGAAGCUAUGUCCAGCGGCAAAGAUAAGGCGCUGUCUCUGGAUGAAGUUUUCUACUUAUCAACGUUGGGCGGUGCCACCGUGUGCUGUCUCGAGGAUAAGAUUGGGAACUUUGCCGUGGGCAAGGAGUUCGAUGCCAUAUGGGUGACUUGCCCAUCGGACGAGUCAUUCAGUGUCAUGACUGUGCGCGAGGAAACAGACGGUUUGAGGACCAUCUUCGAAAAGUUCCUCAUGACGGGGGAUGAUCGCAACAUUGCUAGAGUGUACGUUCAGGGCGAGCUUGUCAAGGAUGGGUUGGUUGCAUGA